AUGUUCAACAGUCGACCACAAUUCACUAUAAAAGCUGAGAAAAACAAAGCGUUUGACGAAUCAUGUCAUAUUGGAACGUUCAACAUUGAAAGUGGAAACAUAGCAAAUUGUCUGGAGCACUGUUUGGAUAACUGUCGGUGUCAGUCGUUUCAAAUUUGUAACAAGACAAAAUGUCAACUGUGUUCAAGUCACAAGAAAGAGAAGAGUUCAUUGCUUCAUGACGAAGAUAACUGCGUCUAUGCCACCAACGAGGUGCCACAUUCGACAGGUCAUUUGCAGGUGUGUAAACACGUUGAUUACAAUAUGAAGUAUGUAAUGCUAAAAAUUAUAUUUUUUACAAGUAGCCAAUCAUAUUACUCCAUUUGAUAUAAUAUUUAACAAUUAAUCGCCUCAGGCUCGGUGAUUAUCGGGAUAUUCCCGAUUUUUUAUAUUCACUUGUGCAAAAAUACUAAAUUAAAAUAGUGUAGAAAAGGACUUUAUUUGAUCUUUUUAUAAGGAUUAUAUAAAGGUUAUAAAAGUGAAAUCCAUAUUUAUAUUAUAUACAGCUAUUUCAAUUAAGGUUAAUUGUCCCCGAGCAAAGCGGAAAAGUCGAAUACGAGCGCGAAAGGCUGCUGGGAAUCGUUAAUAAAUUCAUUAAUGUUUUAGCGAUCCCAGCAGUUUUUUGCGCCUGUAUUCGACUUUUCCGUUUUGCUCGGAGAAAACCUUAAUUGAAAUAGCUGUAUACACACAUGGUGGUAAAGGGUAUUUUCAAGAGCCGUGAAUUGCCAAUGUUCUCUUAAUUAAACACAUGCAUAUGAAGAAAUUUUUUUUGAGUUAUUCCGCUAAACUGAAAAAGCUUAACCAUUAUGUCUUCUUUUGAGAAAUCAACAAAAACGUAAAGUCAAGGCUUUCAAGAAAGGUGUUUAUAUUUUUUAGAAAUUGGAAGGGCACUGCUCGGGCAUGAGUUGUUCAAUGAACUACAAUUGUUGUCAAGAAUCAGGUCUCUGUCCCACGAACGCAACAUGCAAACCAAUCAACUCGCCCCAACAGCCCUGGAAACGUUUUAUCUGCGAAUGCCCGGACGGUUACCAUGGAGACAACUGUGACCAGCCAAUCACGUCAUGCCAAGGAUAUGCUAAUGGUCCUCGAAAAUCGGGCAUGUAUAAAGUAGUGGAUUCUGAUCUCAAGUUGGUGUAUGAAGUAUUUUGUUAUUUUGAUUCUGAUGGUGCUUGGACUUUGGUUCAUUCUUGCAGCUUUGCAAAUGGACUUGAUCAGUUAAAAAAAUCUUUAUCUCAAGAUUUACAUGUCGGCGGAAAUGCUCUAGUAUGGAGCGCCUAUCGACUUAAGAAAACAAUGGAAUCCAUCAAAGAGAGUUCAACUUUCCUGCAGUUUACCUGUGACUAUGAAAAACACCGUGACAUGGAACAAUUGGAUUAUGUUCAAAUUCGGCUUGGAAAUAUAAGCCACGAUGUGCUUGAACUAAACAACGAUCAUACUUCCUAUGUUACUGUUGGCGAAGGAUUUGGUAAAAUUGAAAGAUAUGAUUUAAAUGGUUGUCAAGUUAAGCUUCAUCAGAGACCAAACAGGCCCUUGCAUGUCCACGUUAGGCAUGAUAUUCCUGACAGCAAAUGUAAGGUCAGUGCCAACGAUUCGUCUUGUACAAACGCCGACAAGUAUUUUGACUGCUAUGCUUCUUCGUCUGAAUGUGUUAAAAAAGUACAUCGUUGUGUACAGAAUGCUAAUUCCACGACUCAGCUUUGGUUUGGCAUGCGUAAGGAUAACGCAGCACAACUACCUCCUUGA
This is a messenger RNA of Paramuricea clavata, 1782 nucleotides long. NCBI's taxonomy places the organism in Eukaryota, Metazoa, Cnidaria, Anthozoa, Malacalcyonacea, Plexauridae. The record is from the annotation of a GenBank genome assembly.